GGCUAGUCGGCGUUCCAAAGACCAACCCCAUGGCGCGACCCCUGGGCACGAUCCUCCGCAAGACUAACCUAACCAUGCUUAACCCGUCUCCUGCAGAUCAUCUUGAGCUGCCUGCAGCUUAAAAAUCCGGGCUGAGAAAUUAUUAUUUCGCCAUCUUGACCAAGGUCGAAAUCCCUUUCCCUCCUUUCUAUCUCGCUUGACGACCAACGUCCUUUUUUCGGCACCGAGUCCAUGCUGUUUGCCUCCAUGAAAGAUGCUCAAAAUGCAUGCGAGUCCUGACAAUCCUUGAUCUCGACUGAAGGCAUACAAGCAUGGGCUCUCGGCUCACUUCUGUGCCGAGCCGACCAAGGGAUCUGUGGCAUGUUGGGGUGUCCACCCAUACUAGGUACCUUGUUUACAAAAGUUCGUUCACCCUGAGUCUGCGUGGCUCGACAGAAUCUCCCCUAAACCGGGAGUUUGAAAUGCCACGAGUGACUUGCAACCUACACGGAUAACAUUUCCCUUGGCUUCGUAUUUGACACCGCACCCACCGCACCCACCCACCCAGACAGAUCUCGCCCGGUAAUGAAUUAGCCAAGAGUGGCCUUCUGGAAAAGUAUGUAUACAAAAGCUUGCUCGAUGCUCCCAAGAAAGGGAACCUUUACGGAGUACUACAAAGACGGCACGACACGGACGCUGAACGGUGGUGUCCACUCUACUUGUUCCGAUAAUGCUGGCUUGAGUUUGACAUCGGCGAACGCUGUGUUAUCCCUCUCCUGCCUUGUCUCCGCUGCCUGCGACAGUGCUUCGCAUGAGACGUGCUUUUAUGAUCCCCAACGACGUGAUGUGGUCGGAAUACAUGCGCGUCGAAGUACUUGUCGGGAGAUCAUGGUUUGCAUAGUGGACAUUCGAAACAAGAGAUCAUUGACAUAGUCGGCGAAGAUACAAAGGGACAUUGUGGUAGUAUCUAGCUUCUAUAGCAGACAGCAUCUGGCGUCGGUGCCGAAGAUCCAGUCAUGACCCCGAACGCAUGGGGUAUUCUGAACAGAGAAGAGAUAUCGAGGAGGGAUAUCGUGCAGUUACCAACUCGGAAGGCCGUUGGGGUCGCGCAUGAACCACGCUCAUAUCCACAGAUACAAGAGGAGGGCUGUGACGGAUUUCAGGCGUCCAUUCCGGCAGUGCUUCGUUGACAGUCGUGAUCGGGGAAGGCUUUUGUCAUCGAUGAGUGUGAAAAAAAAAAGGUGCCAAGGUCACUGGGCAGAUUACCGCAGCCGCAGUUUGCGGUAGUAGCGCCAGCGGCACCAGCAGCUUGUGCAUCUAUGACUCAGCCUCAUAGAUGACUUGCCUAAAGGAUCCCAUGGUGACAGUGGCCGUCAUCUUCGACAUAUACUUUGGUGUCAAUUGAAAGAAGGGCGUAUCGCUUCUAGAAAUAGAAUCAGAAGCAAAUCGCUCCGAAGGGUGGUUCUGUUGGAGACAAGGCGUAUUUCAACUUGUGUUCAAACAGUACGGAGUAUCCCGAGCACUUUGAGGUCCUUUUGUGUUGCUCGACCAUUAUUUCUGCCUGAACCACGUGCUUGCGAAGAGUGGCGCUCCC
Cladophialophora immunda is the source of this 1573-nucleotide messenger RNA. RefSeq lists its product as uncharacterized. Bases 598 to 912 code for a protein of 104 amino acids. NCBI's taxonomy places the organism in Eukaryota, Fungi, Ascomycota, Eurotiomycetes, Chaetothyriales, Herpotrichiellaceae. The transcript has 2 exons. The record is from RefSeq and is a predicted model, not a curated record.